GAGGGUGGACUAAUCUGCGUUGCAACCAAAGGAAUCAUUUUUCACACAAAUGUACCCAAGCAAUGUAAUGUUUUUUUUUCCUCUUUGGAAGGGGUCAGCGUUUAUGUUUUAUCCAAACGCUUAACUCGAACUCUUCAGGGGUGAGUGAAAUUCAGGCCCUAAUGAGACAUUUUCCUCCAUUUGGCCACCAGGUGGUAGUCUGACUUAACUGCUAACCUCCUGGAAUAACCAGCGUUUUCAUUUAUUUGAUUUGAAUCAAACUAUUAUUUAUUUACCGUGUAGUUCUCUAUGAGCGACCAUGAUAAUCCACGUGUUGCUGCCACUGCGGUGUGGGUUUCAGGUUGACAGACUUUGGUAUUUCUGUCCUAGGGUGAAGACAUGGUAGGAAGUAAUUAUGCACAGGCUUAGGGAUUUCUCUUUGUGUACAACUUUUUGAUGUUUUUCCCUGCACCGAUAGAAAAUAUAAAAGGGUGACCAAAUUUUGAACAUUAACCCCAUUGUAACAUGACUGCAAGACAUGUCUUACAUUAAGUGCAGCCAAGGCAACAUCCUACAUUUCAAGCAGUUAUGCCUACAUAUUGAAAAUGGACUGCAGUCUAGGCUGUUGGUGUAGUCAAGCUAACUAGCGUAUUUUAAGGGCCAUAACGUAUCUACCACAACCAUCUCCAAUGACAAAUCACCCUCAUCAUUACACCAGUGAAGGGGGAUCUUAAUCAUGAUUCAGAAAUAACCUACAGUGGUGCAUAGAAGUGGGGACAGGCUACCUAACAUCACAUGAUACGUUUUAUCUGCAGACCACUAAUUGGAAUACAAUUUUGAUAUCUUAAAUAGUCUGUAACGCCUCAUAGGUGUUCAUUUAAAAGACCUCCCGUUAGCCCACUUUAAAUAGCCUAAUUUCUGAAAAGAUAAUCGGCAGUCCGUGAUGGCAUUGAAAUGUGUUGUACGGUGCCAUAGGUGGCAGUCUUUCUACUGUAUGUGGUCACAUGAGGUCGUGUGAAGUUCCCAGCUGAUCAAUAGCAACUUCCCACCGACUAUCGUAGGUAGCCUACAUUAGGACUACAGCUCAACUGGGAGGAGUGAGUCCAGUCUCUUAGUCCAUUAGUUGCAAUGGCCAAAGUGGACAAAAUGUCUCCGAAGUUUUCUGAGCACUCAAAGGAAAACCCACUACCUGACUCGGAAUCGGAUUCUGAUCCUGAAGACGACCCCUUGGCAAAUGUUGGAAUUGGACCGAACUUUGGGUCGGUUUUGCGCUCACAGGUUAUUCACAGCGGACACUUUAUGGUGUCCUCUCCCCACAGUGAUGCCACUCUACGCAGAAGGAAAAGUGGCGCAACCGACUUCGACACUGUAAACAAGACUUGGUGUCAGACUUACAAAUUUGGUCCAUUCAAUUCUGGGAGCCUUAGCAUCGACCCAACGCUCACACGAUUGUUUGAAUGCAUGACAUUGGCAUACAGCGGAAAGAUCGCUUCUCCGAAAUGGAAGUCUUUCAAGGGUCUUAGGUUGUUGUGGUGGGACAAGAUUCGCCUGAACAAUGGGAUCUGGAGAGCCUGGUUCAUCCAGUAUGUAGAGAAAAGGAAGAACCCAGUGUGUGGUUUUGUCACUCCACUGGAAGGCUUAGAGGCAGACACCCAUCGCAAACCCGAGGCAAUUGUUUUGGAGGGAAACUACUGGAAACGUAGGAUUGAGGUAGUAAUCAAGGAGUACCACAAGUGGAGGAUCUACUACAAGAAGAGGCUGCAGAAAAACAAAGAUGGUCUUCUGUCAAUGCUGCCAAAGGGAUCCAUUGGGCGGGCGGGUCUGGAGAAAUGGUCCAAUCAGAUGUACCAGGAGCCUGACCCGCUGGCGGAGCUGGACUGCUUCCUGUCUGACAUCUCGGACACGCUGUUCACCAUGACCCAGAAGCCCAGCUCCUGGGGGGAUGAGCGCCACAGCGCUUACACCAGUAAUGCAGACAUGAUCCAGCCCGGACUGACGCCACUGCAGCCCAGCCUGGACGACUUCAUGGACAUUCCAGACAUCUUCACCAGCUACAGGGGCCAGGCUCUGGACCAGGCGUGCUAUGCUGACUAUGGGUAUUUUGAGAGCUCCGCCAGUGGUCCGUUCCCUGGCGCUGCCACCCCCGCCGCGGGCACCUCCUUGAUGCACACAGACUCAUCUCAGCUCUCUCAGCCUAGUCUUUCAUCCGAGAGUCUGUCCGCACCUCCAUCAUCUGACACCAUUCCAGGCUCCCACUAUCACAGACAGCCUGUAACCUCUGACAUGACCUUUGACCCCACAAAUAUGGCCUGUGACCCCAAGUUCAAAGGUCACCAGAAAUACAGCCCCCAGAGCGAGUGUGGCGCCGCUGGCCUCGUCCCCGAGGUGUCACUGUACCGACAGGCCGCUUACAUCACACCCGCCAUCACCAUGGCGUCAUCCUCCUCCCAAGUGCCCCCAGUCAUCACCCAGGAGAGCCCCUACCUCUACCCGGGGCCUUGCCACAAAUACAGCACCAGCACCAUGGGCACCGGCACCAUGGGCACCUCCACCGUCAUCACCCACACCGGCUCCACCCUCAGCCUGCUGGGCCAGGAGCCGCGCCUCCACGACUGCCCCGGCAUGGCCGGCAGCGGCAGUGGCUUCCCCCCGGCUGCCUGCGCCCUCCAGGGCUACCCGCCGGGCACCAUCGCUGCCGCUCCCCCGCACACUUCCCUGCCCUGCCCCAACCUGUCACACUUCUUCUCAGUGCCCCAGCAGCCCUCGGUGCCCGCCAACCGGGGGAAGCACAAGCGGAAGUCCGAGGGCGCCCGUGGAGCCGGCUCUGUGGCCACUGCCCCGAUUCCGCCACAGCACACUAGCUGCCUGGCCAAGCUGCUGUCUGCAAGCACUCAAGAGCGGAAGCCUGCAAUGUCAUUUGAUGCACCUCUCCACGGUCCAAAAGGCCCCAGAACAACGUCUCCUAUUUCACUGCCUGCUAGCAGCGGUUUGCCCACUGGUCCCCAGAUGCAGAUGAGCAGCCCAUGGUCCUCCUCAGGGGCCUCCCUCUCCCACUGCCAGAUGGCUUCACAUGGGAACCAGGGGGUCCAGGCUGGAGCCUCCCAGGGGUCGGCCGUGUCCGCUCUUCUCACCCAGGGACCAGCGCUCCUCAUCCCAAAGACAGAGAGGCUCUCUCCUGUUAAGAUUUGUGGCACAGAAGGAAGACGUUUAACAAUGAGUUUCCCGGGGAGCUCCGGCCAGACAUCUCCCACGCACCAUCUAGAGAUGGGGUCCAACCCAGAGUCACCACACUCCUUGCCAGGACACGCCAAGACAGAGCCCAACAGGACGGAAACCAGGCGGAUAACUCACAUAUCUGCCGAGCAGAAAAGACGAUUUAACAUCAAGCUGGGAUUUGACACGUUGAACAACCUUGUGACCAGCCUGAGCUCUCAGCCCAGUAUAAAGAUCAGUAAGGCCACCACGCUGCACAAGACAGCCGAGUACAUCAGCAAGAUGCAGCAGGAGCGAGCGCAGCUGCAGGAGGAGGCGCAGCGGCUCCGAGAGGAGGUCAUGGCGCUCAACUCGGCCAUCAGUGUGUGUCAGCAGCAGCUCCCUGCCACCGGGGUGCCCAUCACCCCCCAGCGCUUCGACCACAUGAGGGAGAAGUUCCGCGAGUACGUCAGGGCGCAGACACUGCAGAACUGGAAGUUUUGGAUUUUCAGCAUCAUCAUUGAGCCUCUGUUCGAGUCUUACAACAGCAUGGUGUCCACAGCCAGUCUGGAGGAGCUGUGCCGCACCACCCUCUCCUGGCUGGACCAGCACUGCUCCCUGCCUGCCCUCAGGCCCACUGCUCUCAACUCACUCCGCCUUCUCAGCACCUCCACCUCCAUCCUAACAGACCCCACCCUGGUGCCUGAUCAGGCCAAUCAGGCUGUAUGUCAAGCUCACCCCUCCCACAGCUACACCCACUGACCUCUGACCUGGAAACACUUUCAGAGUCAACCCUCAGCCAAGGAAAACACCCAGUGGCAAAACAUUCCUUAAAGACGUGGAAGACUAGUGAGACCCUUGAACUACAUAUUUGCUGGCAGGUUUUUUUUGUCUGUCUGUCUGUCUGUCUGUCUGUCUGUCUGUCUGUCUGUCUGUCUGUCUGUCUGUCUGUCUGUCUCUCUCUC
Clupea harengus (Atlantic herring) is the source of this 4136-nucleotide messenger RNA. RefSeq names its product MLX interacting protein like (gene mlxipl). Gene Ontology annotation, cellular component: nucleus. Gene Ontology annotation, biological process: regulation of transcription by RNA polymerase II. Gene Ontology annotation, molecular function: protein dimerization activity; RNA polymerase II cis-regulatory region sequence-specific DNA binding; DNA-binding transcription factor activity, RNA polymerase II-specific. The record is from RefSeq and is a predicted model, not a curated record. Lineage: Eukaryota; Metazoa; Chordata; Actinopteri; Clupeiformes; Clupeidae.